AUGGAAGAGUUGGUCCGAAAACGUGACUUUGAAGGGCUGAAAAAUUAUUUUGCCAGUUGCCGGGAGUCUGUGAGUGAAGAAGACCUCUCUUCACUUCUUGAAGUUCGUCUUCGUGAACGAGGUCUGGACAUAGCUCGAGGCCCGGAUGAAACCAUUGAGGAAGAUGUGCGUCGGCAUCUGGAGUUCGCACUUAACAUCUGCAAAAAUGGAUUAUGUGUAAAACAAACUGCUGUUCAAACGCUACAAGAUAUGUUCGAAGUGAGUGGAAUUGGAAGAUGUGAGCGAUUGUUUGGAAUACUCGAGGAAAAUAUGUUCCAGUUCAAGCAAUCACCUCUUGUAGAGUCAUCACAAACUCCGAUACUGAGGAUGUGUAACGAUCUUCUAAAGAGGUUGAGUAGAAGCGCCGAAACUUCAUUUUGUGGAAGGAUUUUGUUUUUCCUUAGUAGAUAUCUACCACUGGGAGAGAAGUCUGGCCUCAACUUGAUGGGACAUUUUAACACACAGAACAUAACAAAGUAUGAUACGACCGAAACUCAACCGGUAGAUCUUAUCAGCGGUUCAGACGAAGAGAUAGAAACUGGAGAAAUCAAGGAAGCCAAAGAGGUGAAUAUUCCAGUCGACCAUGCACUGUACUCAAUUGGGCCAUUUUCCAAAAGAACUCUACGGACGUAUUGAGCGUGUUUUCAAGUUACAAGUUGGAAAAGUCUGGUGACGAUGAUGAUGACAAUGGGAAAAAGCGACCCUCAGCUGUGAAAAGUAUACAUGAAGUAAUAGAUGAAUCUGACUCUUAUUUCGCAAAGUAUCUGACAAGCCCAAAGCUUCUACAACUGCAGCUGAAUGACUCUCAGUUUCGGCGGUACUUCUUGAUACAAUUCAUCAUACUUUGUCAGUACUUGACCAGUAGUAAAGUGAAACAGAAAAACAAUACUCUUACCGAAGAACAAGUUAAGUUUGUUAAAGAAAGCGAAGAAAAGUGUUACCGGCUACUACGUGAGACGCACCCCAGAGGAGCUCAUUUUGCAGAAAGUGUGAAGCAUAUUCUACAACGUGAACUGGAAUGGGCUAGGUGGAAAAGCGAAUCAUGUCCGGCCAUGACAGAUCUUGCCGACAAGCACCCGAUGCAGCCUUACAAAAAACGUCCGCGGACAUCGUUUAAUCCAGAUGUCAUCGAUUUGGGUAGUGCGGAACUGAACAAGCUAUGGAGCAUUGAGCCUAAUCUGUUAGAAGCUUGCAAGAAUAAGAGAAGAAAAUUCGCACCUUCGCUAGCAGACUUUCUUCGUGAUCCUAUUGACGAGCUUGAUCCGGAGCAGCAAGUAGAAGAUCAAUACAAAUCCACUCGAGAUCCCGCCUUUCAAUUUCGAGCCUGUCGACUUUUAAUGGCGGAGAGUUCGCAGUAUAUAUCCGCUCAGUCUCAGCAGACCCUCAGUAUCCCAACGUUUUUGGACAAUGUGAUACUGAAAACAGGGAAAGGAAUGGAGGAGUUUCGCGAUGAGCUGCAAGAACGUGAAGAAAGACUUGCAAAAAGAGCAGUUGAAGAGUCUCUCAUGAGGAAUCGAACAAACGGUGCUGAAGGAAGCGCUUCUCCCAGUCCGGAUUAUGAAUUAAGUGAUGCAACCAUAUCCAGAUUAUCAACUAUAUUAGCGCCCAAAUGGAAGUCAUUGGCUGAAGCAAUGGAGAUGAAUAGCAAGAAAAUUGAUGAUAUUAAAGGGAAAACGAAUGAAGAAUGCUGCUCAGCAGUUAUCGAGCAAUGGAUUGAAACUAAUGGUAGAAGUUUCAAGAUCAUGAGAAACCUUUUGCUGAAGGCGCAUUUGUUAUCAGAGACGGUUGUAGAUCUACUGAAGAACAAAUCACCGUCGAAGUCGUUAUCGAGUUGAUAGUCACUAUGUUGGCUUGACAUCAUACACACGGUUGGACACUGAUCUUGUUUUAACUCUU
Molecule: messenger RNA, 1935 nt
Organism: Cylicocyclus nassatus
Lineage: Eukaryota; Metazoa; Nematoda; Chromadorea; Rhabditida; Strongylidae
Source: the annotation of a GenBank genome assembly